GGGAGGAGAGCCUCUAUGGAUCGGGUCCCAUGAUGAUCGAAGGCAAGUUUCACUACGUCUAUGAUCCCCAGCAGUACGUGGGCAAGUCGCAGGACGAGAUGUUGCGUGCCCAGGAGGCCAUCGCGGAGGCCCUGGCUGAAUCGGUGGGCUUCGGCCUCGUUGCCGCGGAGAUCCAGCUCCGCUGGGAGUCCACGGCCGUGCUGGCCCAGGUGAGCAACGCGACGCCGACGACAUUGGACAUGCUCUGCACCUUCACCUUCCCGUGCCCCAGCGGGGCUACGCCAGAAGAGGUGACGGCGUCCAUGAGAACGAUUACCACCCGAAGCUUCCUGUCCAUCCUUGCGCCCAAACUCGCGGGCUUGGGGCAUGAGCCCUUUGCGUUUACCGCCACCUCCUUCAUCGGAGCUGCCGUUACCACGGCCACCCCGAGCCCCAAGAGCUCCACCAGCUUCAUCCCCAUCCAAAGCACUCUGCCAGCAACCACAGAGGCACCCAAAAUGGCUUUCCAUCCCUGCAAGUCUCUCGAGGACUACAUGCCGGAGGCAAAGAUGAGCGAAUACGGCUGGUGCAACGUGGAGGGGAACACGACCCCCUCGGAAUCCGAAUGCCUUGCCGCAAAUUGCAGUGCCCAUGGCUAUCCCGAUCAUGCUCAUUGCUACUGUGCGACGGAAGAAGGGUGUGCAUUGACUGGCGGCACCUGGAAGUAUCACCUCUGCAAGGAAGAGAUGCAAAUGUACCAGCAUGGCGAGCUUUACACCCUCUGGGAGGAGGCCACAGCACUGGGUACCUGCAACGGCGUCGUCACCAGCUGGCACUCGACGCUCCCAGAGUCCAUGGACUGGCCUGCCCGGAAGUGCUGCGCUUCCUGGCCUCAGACGUUUUGUGAGCCCGCAGCCACACUCGCGACCCCUUGCAAGGACGCGGGUGACUUUCUCGCCGACCACGUGACAGACCAGGGUGUAACUUGCAUGGACUGGCUGCAACAGUGGUGGUCCGAGUACUGGGCGCUGAAGAAUGCAUCGGCCGCAGGAAGCUGCAGCGGCAUGGACUUGCCGUGGGGCGAGUCGCUGCAGGACUGGGUGACGCACCCUGCAAAGCAAUGCUGUGCCUCCUUCCCUGCGACAAUCUGCGACAAGGAUGCCAAAUUCAUGACACCGUGCAAAGUCGCCGCUGACUUCAUGCCAGAGCAGGAGUUGUACAGCCACUGCGAAUUGAAGACGAUGCCGGACAACGUGACCUGCGAAGCCGCCGGCUGCACCUACUAUCAGGAGCACAACUACUGCAGUUGCUCCGAGGAGGUCUGCCCUGCAGCCGGAGGGGUUUGGAUGAUCCACACGUGCGGGAAGGAAUCGUCACACUGGCCCCUCAAGAUGCAUCGAGCCAUGCAGGAGGCCGCUGAGGAGGGUAGCUGCGCGGAUCUCGAGUAUGAGGGAGACCUCCAAGGGGAGACGCAGUGGAUUUCCCAGAAAUGCUGUGCCUCCUACCCAGCCUCAGUCUGCAACCCCACGGCCAAGAGGAUGACGCCUUGCGAGAGCGAGGCCGACUUCAUCCCGACGAACGUUUUGCACGAGUGGUGUGAAGUCACUCCGGUUCCCGAUGCCAGCACCUGUGCGAGCCACGGGUGUCACGGGGACGGCAGCUACUGCCAUUGUACCAGCCAUAGCAGCUGCGCGUCCCUUGGUGGGUCAUGGAAGACCAGCACCUGCGGCGAGGACCUUGGCCAUAAGGAUGUUGCAUGGCACCAGGCUGUGGCGCAGGCCUCCGGCGAGGGCACCUGUACGGAGUCCAGAGUGCACGACAGCACCGUGGAGGACGCGAUCUCCUGGAGCAGUCGGAAGUGCUGCGCUUCCUACCCCGCCAACGUUUGCUACAAGGGUUUGAAAAAGAUGACGCCAUGCAAGGACGAGGCGGACUUCUUGCCGGGCCACUUCCUCCAUGAGUGGUGCGAGUUUCACGGGGCGGUCCCGGAAACAUGCGGCACGACCCCUGGCUGCCACGGCGGGGAGGGCUGGUGCCACUGCGACAACUACGAAGCCUGCACUGCGGCUGGGGGAGCCUGGAAGCAGCGGACCUGUGAUUCGGGAGUUCAAGAAUGGGACUCCAAGAAACACCUAGCGGUGCAGAGUGCUGCCACGGGCAGCUGCGAGGAUGUUGAUUGGCACGGACAGCCGAUGUCGGUUGCGUUGCAGCACGAGUCCUCGAAGUGCUGUGCCUCCUACCCGGCCUCUGUUUGCGACCCUACCGCCAAGAAGAUGACGCCUUGCAAGGACGAAGCCGACUUCAUGCCGUCGAACCCUCUGCACCAGUGGUGUGAGUUGCACGGUGCGUCGGUCGACUCGGACACCUGCGCGGCCCACGGCUGCAAUAGCCACAAUGGCCAUUGUCAUUGCGACUCGCAAAUGAAGUGCGAUGGGGUGGGUGGCACGUGGAAGGUGACCACCUGCGACAUGGAGAUCGGCCACUGGGAACCCGCGAAGCACAAGGCUUUGCAAGAGGCUUACGAGAACGGCACCUGUGGUGUCGACAACACGUACGGCGAUCUGGUCAGCAUGAUUGACUAUCCAGCCCGGCAGUGCUGCGCCUCCUUCCCAGCCACGCUCUGCGACCCUACCGCCAAGAAGAUGACGCCUUGCAAGGACGAGGCCGACUUCAUGCCGUCGAACGUCGUGCACGAGUAUUGUGACCUGCAUGGAUCCUCGGUGGACUCGGACACCUGCACGGCCCACGGCUGCCGCAGCAACAAUGGGCAUUGUCAUUGCGACUCGCAGCCAAGCUGCGAGGGGGUGGGUGGCACGUGGCAGGUGACCAGCUGUGAGAUGGAGAUCGGCCACUGGGAACCCGCGAAGCACAAGGCCUUGCAAGAGGCUGACGAGAGCGGCACCUGUGGUGUCGACAACACGUACGGAGAUCUGGCUAUCAUGAUCCAGCAUUCCGCGACGAAGUGCUGCGCCUCCUUCCCCGCCACGAUCUGCGACAAGACCGCCCGCCACAUGACUCCAUGCAAGGAUGAGGCCGACUACACCCCGGACAAGGAGAUGUACGCCUGGUGCGACUUCUACAGCGAUGGGGCGGUUCUGCCCGAGGAGACGGUCUGCAACGCUCAAGAAGGCUGUUAUGGAGGACAGGGCUGGUGCCACUGCGAGGACCGCGCCAGCUGUGAGGCCGUAGGUGCCUUCUGGAACGCGCACACCUGCGCGAAGGAGGUGUCUCAAUGGAGUCCGGAGCAGCACAAGAUGUUGCAGAAUGCGGACGAGCACGGCACAUGCCUCGACCUUGAGGUCCAUGGUAUGCGUGCUCAGGACUUUGUGAACUGGCCGGCCCAACAGUGCUGCAAGUCCUUCCCGGCGAGCGUCUGUGACAAGGAUGUCCAGGCCAUGACGCCUUGCCUGCGCAGCCAGGACUUCGACCACAACAAGACGAUGUGGGCUUGGUGUGAGGGGCUCUACCCGGCACCUGCCGAGGCAGACUGCCAUGCACAGGGCUGCACUGGCAACGAGCACCACUGCCACUGUGAAACCGCUGCUGCCUGCACUGCCCUAGGCGGCAAGUACGUCGAGUACCAGUGCUGGCAGGACCUGCAGUGGAUGGCAGCCGAGGUUCACAAGGGCAUCGCUACAGCCAUCGCCCAGGGCACUUGUGAGGAUGUUGAGGCACACCAUGGCAAGCUCGAGUUUGCCGUCGACUGGCUAG
This is a messenger RNA of Symbiodinium sp. CCMP2456, 3690 nucleotides long. The record is from the annotation of a GenBank genome assembly. Lineage: Eukaryota; Dinophyceae; Suessiales; Symbiodiniaceae.